Coprinopsis cinerea okayama7#130 is the source of this 408-nucleotide messenger RNA. RefSeq lists its product as hypothetical. The record is from RefSeq and is a predicted model, not a curated record. Gene Ontology annotation, cellular component: fungal-type cell wall. The coding region runs from base 1 to 408 and encodes 135 amino acids. Gene Ontology annotation, molecular function: structural constituent of cell wall. NCBI's taxonomy places the organism in Eukaryota, Fungi, Basidiomycota, Agaricomycetes, Agaricales, Psathyrellaceae. The transcript is spliced from 2 exons.
AUGUUCGCCCGUCUUACUUCUACCCUCUUCGCUCUCGCAGCCGUCUCCGCCGUCUUCGCUGCCCCCGGCGCAACCACCGAGCAGUGCAACGGCGGUGAAGUCCAAUGCUGCAACAGCGUCCAGGACGCCAACAACCUCGACUCGUCUGUCAAGAAGAUCAUCACCGGUCUCCUCCACCUUGAUCUCAAGCAGAUUACUGGGCAGGUCGGUGUGACCUGCACCAGUGUCAAUGUUCUUGGAAUUGGCGGUGGCAGCUCUUGGUAUGGAUUCGCUUUUAGUUAUUCCUAUAUUUUGGCCUCUGACUGGGCGAUUGGUGUUUGUAGCACUCAGCAGAAGGUCUGCUGCACUAACAACUCGUUCCAUGGACUCAUCGCUCUCGGCUGCACUCCCAUCAACGUUUCUGUUUAA